Messenger RNA from Nasonia vitripennis (jewel wasp), 6067 nucleotides. RefSeq names its product G1/S-specific cyclin-E1 (gene CycE). Bases 2707 to 4080 code for a protein of 457 amino acids. The transcript is spliced from 4 exons. Gene Ontology annotation, molecular function: cyclin-dependent protein serine/threonine kinase regulator activity. Gene Ontology annotation, cellular component: centrosome; cyclin E1-CDK2 complex; cytoplasm. Gene Ontology annotation, biological process: regulation of cyclin-dependent protein serine/threonine kinase activity; G1/S transition of mitotic cell cycle. The record is from RefSeq and is a predicted model, not a curated record. Lineage: Eukaryota; Metazoa; Arthropoda; Insecta; Hymenoptera; Pteromalidae.
GUUGUGUUUUUGGGAGAUUUUUAUCGAUGAAUUGUGAACAAUAAAUAAAAAAUGUAGAGUGCUGUAAUUUGGCAGGAAUUAAUAAUCAUCUUGUAAAAAAUACUGAAUUUUAUGCGUUUUAGAUUGUUCUUGAUUAAAUUAUUUCAAAAAUUAUUAUUCGAUCAAAUUUGUUGAUUCAAGUCGACUUUACCGUUGAAUUUGUUCAAGACAAACCGCAAAUUUUUCAAUGAAAACACCCUAGAAAACUCAUAAAUCCGCAUUCGAUUUUCAUACGAACAGCAAUAUAAUUUCUAACAAAAAUUUUCAACAAUUUCGCAGACCACCACAGUCAAAACAAAUUUCACGCGCUUGCUCGCUGAAUCCCGCAAAAUCCAAACAAACCUCGAAAAAUCUCCCUCCAAAAGUUUUCCACACACAUACCCAUACAUAUCGGCUUUGGCUCCAUACACAAAGGAAGCAAGCCGCGCUCCACUAGCGAAGCCAGAAAGAGAGAGAGAGAGAGAGAGAGAGAGAGAGAGAGAGAGAGAGAGAGAGAGAGAGAGAGAGAGAGAGAAGCACACACUUUGCGCGCGCAGCAGUUCGACUUUUCUCGAAAUCCCCCGAACAUCGCGCGCGGUGCACCUUUCCCGCCAGACUCGUAACGUAUUAUAUACGUGGCAUCGGCUGUAUGCAUGUGUGUGUACCUGUGUGGAUCCCCCGGCGUAGCGACUUUUCGAACGUAUCGCAAGAAGAGGGAGAGUUUUCAAGGCGAGGGGAAGAUGCUGCGUGGAUUUACGUUGGGAUUUAAAGGGACCAUCAGAAGGACGAAUUUGUUAAAUCGCCGCUUUCGCUGGGGUUUUUAAAUCGACUAUAAUUUUUCAUUUGCUUUCGACAUUUUUCAACAAAAUUACCUUUGACAAGAGUUUUGACGAGUUUUACCGUCUGGUAAAAAUGGACAGCCAGUAGAGUGUGAAGAUGAUGAAAAGUUUUUUUUAACGCGUGAUCUCGUACGGCAUAGUCGAACUUGUCCACCACUUUUCUUCUGAAAAGUUUCACAACAUAUAUAUGUAUAAUACAUGUAUGCUAGUACCCGAUUACGCGCAAGAACAGCGCUUGAGAACCAUCCCUAAUCCCAGAACAUUUGGCAAGUGACAAACAUUUUUUAAAGAAAUUCCAAAACGAUUUCUCAUAAUUCCAUUCCUCAUAAGCAUUACGAAACUCUCGAAGCCAGCGCGCAACAGCUCAUGGCCGCGAAAAAAUUCGAAAAAUAAUCUGUUGCGCCGCCCGGCCCCGAAAUUCCCCCAUGUAGGUACGUACGCAGAGCCGUUGCAUACGUACUCUGUAUAUCCUCUGUCUUUCUCCGUUCGCGGGACAAGGGCGCGCGCGAUUUACGCGCGCGUACGUUUCCCGCGUCUCUCUACCCUCUCUCUAUUCUAUACACGCCGAUGCCAUCCCCGCGGUGCAACAGACAUGUGUGUACAUAUAGCUAUACACGAGAACGAAGGAGAGAGAGAGAGAGAGAGAGAGAGAGAGAGAGAGAGAGAGAGGGAGAGAGGGAUCAGCUGAGCACCAGCUGUGCGGCCGCCCAAUAGCCGAGUCUCGCGCCAGUUGCUUCUCAGUCUCACUCGCAGCGUAGCUCGCGCCGAGUGUAUACACAUAUACAUACAGACAUAAAGAAGCGAACGAAGCGUAACUGUUGCCUGUGCGCGCGCGAACGUAAACCGCGCGACACGUCGCUCGUUCUUCUUCUUCCUCGAGCUCUUCGCUGUUUGUGUGUUUACUGAGUGCUGUGCUACAACUACCUGUACUUACACUGUGUCAUCUCUCCGUGCAUACGAGUAGCUUCGCUUGGGCAGGAGUCGAUCAUCCUGUGGAAGACGCGCUGGGGUGCAUCGACAGUGUGUGCUCUCGUCGCAUCCUCCCUUGCUGCAUCGGGAGAAAAGUGACAACUCAGUGUGUCCGGUGCAUCGUUCCGAGGCUGCCGAGCCGGAAAAAACGACGAGCACCAGUCAAAAAGAGGAAAAUCCGAGUGCACAAGUGUCCCGAGAAUCUCGGUGCAACCUCGGCAGUGUCCGCCUCGAUUUAACCUUUAUUCCGGCCGCCGAUCCUCGCCGAAUCCCGGCGAAAAGUUCCCUCGAGUCUCGAGGAAAGCAGAACCGUGCUCGGAAAAGCGGAAAAGCCACGGCGUUUGAGGUUAUGCGGGAAAUAUAGAGGGCGCGCCGCUGACACGACGCACCGCCGAGGAGGGUAGCUUUUCGCGCGCUCUUCUCCCGCGCGCCGCUCUACACUCGCGCGCCAGCCAGCUCUCUUGCCGCCUGGCUGCAUAUAACGAUACCUAUAUCCCUUGAAAGCCCCUGCAAUUUCUCGGCCCUCGACUCGGCCUGGGAAAAUCCUGCCGUUUCGCCUUGCCGUCUGAAGGGUAAUCGGGUGGCUCGGGAGAAAAAUAGCGGGACGAGGAUAUUUCCCGGUGUAAAAAAAGGCGGGCGAGCGCGCGCGCGCGAGAAUCUGCCGCCGCCGAAGUGCACUAUGGCCACGGCGCUACUGUGAAGUCGUCGACCAGUGGCGGUCCCGCACUUUUCGGCCUCGUUUCUACCGCAGCAGCAUCGGACGUGUCCCCGCUGUGCCGAAACUCCAGGACUCUAGGCUCCAUCCGACGAUCGUCUUCCAGAGGAGAUUCGCUGUCGAGGAAUACAGAACGACGGAGACGACGAGGCGCGAAGCUUCAAGAUGCCACAGACGAGCAUGCAAGAAAAGCAAUCCAAGAUCCAUUUGCAGAAUGGCAAGGGCACCCAGAGUUUCAGGCGGAAGAGGAAAGCUGCUGAGAUCUCAGAGGAUUCUGAGAACAUUUAUCCCCCCAACAAAGUUCCUGCCCUUUCCCCAACAGAGACUUUUGCAGAGUCCUGCACUGUCACAAGUCCUCCCGUGGCAUACACACCUCAACCAUCCACCUCUCCUCUGAAGGAGCAACAGGAACCAUCAACAUGGUCAGAACUCCGGGCAUCCACUUGUUUCCUAACACCAUCUGCUUCUCACAGCGACACCAACAAAACCACACCCCUUCCCUCCUUUCCCUGGGCCGAUGGAGCACAAGUAUGGUCAAUUAUGUGCCUGGGAGACCAAAAGUCUGUUACGCAGAGGGAUCCACAAAUGUUCCAGAGGCAUCCAACGUUACAACCCAGGAUGAGGGCGAUUCUUCUGGACUGGUUAAUCGAAGUUUGUGAGGUUUACAAACUACACAGAGAGACUUAUUAUCUUGCUAUGGACUACAUUGACAGGUAUCUCUCAACUCAUCACAAUGUCCCGAAGAAUCAGCUUCAACUCAUUGGUAUCACAUGUUUAUUUAUUGCAGCCAAGGUUGAAGAAAUUUAUCCACCAAAGAUUGCAGAGUUUGCAUAUGUCACAGAUGGUGCAUGCACUGAGGAGGAAAUUCUAGGAAAAGAAUUGGUUGUUCUGAAAGGUCUUGGAUGGAAUCUGUCCCCUGUUACAGCACCAGGUUGGCUGAAUGUGUAUAUGCAGGUGGAAUCGGGUGACUGGUCCAAGCCAAAUACCUUCAUCUACCCCCAAUAUGGUGGAUUACAGUAUUCACAAGCUUCGCAGCUCUUAGAUUUAGCAACACUUGAUGAAGGAAGUUUGAAGUUUUCGUAUAGUCAUUUAGCAGCUGCUGCUGUUUAUCACACUCAGGGAAGGGAAUGUGCACUACGUGUCUCCCGGCUAACGUGGGAACAACUGGGGCCCUGCGCCAAGUGGCUCAACGCGUUCGCGCUCACAGUCGCCGAGGAGCGCGCCCAACAGAUGCUGCGAUCAGCGGUACCCCUCAUCGACAGUUCCGCCGGUUCUGGUCUGCGCGCGAGCGUCCCCAAUAUUGUGGCUGACGAAUCGCACCGUAUCCAGACGCAUGUAAUUGACCUGGAAAUGCUGGAACAAGCGCAGCAGCGACAGUCACAUGAGGCGAUCUUGCUCUCGGAUUGCUUAGAUUUCGAGGCUAUCCUCGAAUCGGCGAGUAGUCCUGACCAGAGCGGUAUUCUCACUCCACCCUCAAGCAGCCAGAAGAACUCGCCCACGCCACCAAGGCUGCCACCCCAACUCGAACCCUACACAUAAAUGUCAGACUCUUGUCUUUGGUUUCGUUAGUCUCUGUCUGAGUUCUCUGCUUCCAGGUGCCUUGCUGAUUGUACUGAUUACCUUUAAAAGGAAAUAAGCUGCUGUUUUUGUCAGUAUGUGCUGACACUGCUGAAUUUUUAUUGCGGGAAAUGUUUAUACAGGUUUUUAACGUUUUUAUGAAAUGAAUUAUUAAGCAAAGUCUGGCACAGGCUGUAGAAAACGGCGACUAAUUUUUGUCCGGGUUCAAGUUCAGCAGGGUUCCGAAUUUUUUAAAUAAUAAUUUCGCUUAGAUUUAUACUUCGAUCGGAUGUGUUUAUACCGAGGGAAAGGCUGUACAUAGUUAUGCAUGACUGUAGAUGAAAUUUGCUCUCAUACUUUUUGUACAUAUGACCAUUUUUUCCUGGAAUAGUAGUAGUUUUUUGCUAAUUCUAAAGAGCGCGCUGAUCUUAUUUGUUUUUUGGUUCAGCUUUCGACGUACAAAAUGGAACUGAUUAUUAAAUAAUAUAAAGUUGUAGUCAAUUUUUUUUAUAUUUUUAAUACGAUCUAUCCAUUUAAUGCACUUCAAAUAACUUAAAAUCACAGUUGAAAAUUUUACGAUUUUAGUAAAUCCGAAUAUUUUGCAAGUUAUGCCAACUUUUUGAGAUCUAUAUUUCAUUAAAUUUUAUGACUAACGAUUGAACUUUUGGAUCAUCACUCAUGUCGAAGCUAAGUAACGUAGUGCUUUUUCCGAUUUACUAAAAAGAGUAAUACAAGUUGAUUGAUUUUUUGUUAUUUGGGUUUCCUAUAGCCAUUUUAUAAAGAUUUCUGAGUCAUUAAGAACAAAUUUCAAUGCACGUUAAGGUUGGUAAAUAUACUGUUAAACAAAUCAAGAAAUCUAUAAGCGACAACCGUUCAAGUUUAACGAAAAUUCUAAUGUCACCAUUGUAAAUGCGCUUGCGAUUCAGGCAUAUUGUGAUGCGUUGAAUGUAAAAUUUCUUAUGUUCUCGGUCUAUAGUUCUUAAUAUAGGAUUCUCUGAAAUUAAACAUAUUUAAGUAUCUCAAAGAACUGAAUAUCAUAAACUAUGACUAUAUUUACACAAACAGCUUUCACUCGAUAGAGCAGCGUAUUUUCUAAGUAAAUAACGUAUGUAAUGCAUAUUUUAACGCCAGGUUAAAGAGAAGUGGCAGAUUUUUCUUGUAAAUAUUGAAAAGAUUCGAUUAGUAGUCCGGUAUACAUAUUAAAUACACUUGAAGAAAAGUCAUCGCAUAUGCUUCUGUGAAGUGAAAAAAAAACGCUUAGAAAUUAAUUUUGUGCGGCGCACGAUCGCACAGUUCUGUGAUUGGACGAGCAAGACUCCGACGAGGAAUUAGCGAGUGCCUUAAGAGAAACUAACGAUAAAGUCUUCUCUUGGAGUCUUUAAUGGAUUUCGUCCGUCCUGGAGGACUGAAAACAUACACUAACUAUACAUAUAGAAAAGAUUUAAAAAAAAUAAUAAAAAAUGUAUUAUACUUUUUUCUUUUUUUUAUAACGCAGCAAAGUGCCUGUCACCACCGGUGCGCUUACAUAGAUUGUUUUUACCUAAUGGAUAAGGAAGAAGGACAUCAUUGUGAAUAGUAUUUUCUUUAUUUCUUUUAUAUGAUACGCUUUAAUUUUUUAACGCAAUACGCCGCGUUAAUAUUGUGAAAACUGCGAGAGCGAGUGUGCGCGCGUGUCGAUUUAUGUAAAUAAUAAAAGGUGCGAAAAUCCAUUACAACCAGCGUAGGAAAGAGAAUGUGAGUUAUAUUAUUAUUAUAUUGUAAGUAUGUAUGAAAAAUAUGUUGAGUCGUGCGUGUUGGUCUUAGACUUUUCAUGUAGAGUCUACGAGGAGCUAUUGACAAUAAAAAAAAUAGAAUAAACAAAUUAUAGAAUGAUUAUCAAAAAUAUAUAUAUUUUUUCCUUCUAUAACAUACAAACUGUAAAAAUUAAUUUACGUUUUGAAAAGUGUACAAUAAAGGUAUUAAAAUUGUA